AUGUUUUAAAUCAAUGAAUAUAAGAACUAAUGUUCAAAAAGUAAUUUUAAAAACAAAAGAAUCAUUACAUGCAGAGAUUAUAAUCAUAAUAACGUACGUUUCGACUAAUUGACUAACAUGAUGGGAUAAUCAGACCUGACAUUCGCUCAAAAAAUCUUAGGAAAGGUAAUGUAAUACUAAACUCUCAGAUCAUUUGCUGUCAACUAACUCUAUAAGGAGUUUAAAAUCAGAAUAAACAUAGGAUUAGCUGGAGUAAGACGAACUCUUAUAACCUAAAUUAAGAAGCAGCAUUAAAAUGUAACGAUUUUUAAACAUGGUACAAUUUUGUAAGAAAUAAUCUAAGAAAACGACAAGAAAUUAAAAAGCUCCGUGUAACUUUACCAAAUCAGGCUAGAAGAAAAUUAAUGAUUAAAGAAUAACUUAUGAAAAUGGCUUCAUUAUUUCAUCAACCAAACUCCAAGUGAGCUUUCCAAAAUAUA
Messenger RNA from Paramecium octaurelia, 479 nucleotides. The record is from the annotation of a GenBank genome assembly. NCBI's taxonomy places the organism in Eukaryota, Ciliophora, Oligohymenophorea, Peniculida, Parameciidae.